This is a messenger RNA of Zalophus californianus (California sea lion), 3540 nucleotides long. Its product is annotated as zinc finger protein 28 homolog. Gene Ontology annotation, biological process: regulation of DNA-templated transcription. The transcript is spliced from 5 exons. The record is from RefSeq and is a predicted model, not a curated record. NCBI's taxonomy places the organism in Eukaryota, Metazoa, Chordata, Mammalia, Carnivora, Otariidae. Bases 1 to 642 code for a protein of 213 amino acids.
AUGCCAAGGAUCCUGCAAAGAGCGGCGGCUGGUCGGGCCACGACCACGUGGACUGGAGCGCGCACCGGGCCAGUCCGGGCCGCGCGGGGCAGGAGACUGACGUGGCGGGGACCGCCUCCGCGCCCUGGGCGAGCCGUGACGCCCCGGCGUCGGCCCCAUCUCCCCGAGACUGUGCCCGGCUGUGGGACGGGCGCCGCCGGCUCUGCACCUUCCCUGAGGUCCCCGCGCUCCGUCGCCCGGGCCCCCGAAAGCGGCGGCCGGGGCCUUGUGAGCAUCUCACACCAUCUUACAGCGAAGCUCGGAGCGCGACACGCAGCCGCAGGCGACCCCGCCCCAGCUGAGCCCUCGGGACGCACCCUGGUCGCCCGACCCUCGGGCCCUGCUCAGCCCAACCGGACCCCUGGCGUGGCAGGGGCGGCAGCACGGAUGAAUACGGCGCAGGGCUGUGUGACCUUCGAGGAUGUGUUCGUGUACUUCUCCCGGGAGGAGUGGGAGCUCCUUGAGGAAGCUCAGAGACUCCUGUACCGUGAUGUGAUGCUGGAGAACUUUGCACUUGUGUCCUCACUGGGACUCGCCGUUUCCAGGUCCCAUGUUGUUACCCACAUGGAGCCGGAGGGGAGCCCAGGGUGCCUGAGAAGGUAAACACAGCUCCAGCUACAGCAAAGCAGAUCUGGAGGAGGCCUGGCCCUGGUUGAUGGCAUGGAGUGAAGGAUGAGGCUGCGCAUUCUAAGCGGGGUGUUUCUGUGAGUGUCACAGAUGGGAACUCCCAAGGCAGGUCCUUCCACCCGAAAGGUUCAUCCCUGUGAUAUGUGUGACCCAGUCUUGAAAGACAUCUUUGCACCUGGCUGAGCCACAGGGAACACCAUCUGAGCAGCAGGAGAGACUUCUGGUGUAGUAUAAACCUUGACCAGAUGCAGAAGCCGCAGAGUUGAGAAAGUUUCUUCAGAAAGGAAGGGAGCCAGGCCUCAUUUGUGAAGAUCUGCAGAUCCCAUGUGUUGGAGAAGGCUUCUACUUGCAGGGAGGGUGGGAAGAACUUUGUGGUCAGCUCUGGACUUAUCCAGCACCAGGCUGCUCGCAGCAGGGAGAAACCACACAGGGGUCCUGAGUGUGGGGAGGCCUUUUGUGUAUCAGAUUUCCUUUAGGCAAGAAAGCACAACCCGAGACCAUAAGCCUUCUAUUUGUUGGAGGCAGCCUCCCUCCAGGGUUGAUUGACUCAGAGCAUCUCAAGGGACUCUUGGUUGUGGUGAACCGGGGAACAAGGGCCAUUGGAAAUGCAGGAAAGGCACCUGACCCUGGGACACUUUCCCACAAGGAGAGUCUUCCCAGGAAGGUGAGCUCUAAGCACAUUGGUGUGGGAACAGCUAAUCUGCAUUCAGGACUUUCAUGAGAGUGAGUCUCUCGGGGAGGGGGGUGCUUUCCAUGAACCACUCACAUGGGCCACAGAAAGCUUCCACGGUCUAUGGGCAGAAUUUCUACAAGUGGAAGUUUAACAAAUGUUGGCGUGGUUUCGACAUCAGCAGAUCAUGCUGAGGGAAGCCUGUGACCACAGCGAAUGUGAGAAAACCUUUCUUGAGAGGGCAGGAUUUACAUUGAGCGAAGCCAGGGGAGGAUUUACAUUGAGUGAAGCCAGGGGAGUACUUCCAAGUGUGGGAAGGCCUUCAGCUGCAGGUCAGACCUCAUGCAGCACCAGCAGAUUCACAAUGGGAGAGGCCUUGUGAAUGCAAGGAAUGUGGGAAAGUCUGGGACAGCUCUGCUUUUGUCCAAAAUAAUUUCCCCCACCCAAGAGAAAGUCUCUUCAAGUACAAAGUAUGUGGGUAAACCUUUGGUGACAGCUGUUUUCUCACUCAUCAUGUAGGGUUUUCCCAGGAGAGAAGGCCUGAGUGCAGUGAUGUGGGAAGGCCUUCAUUCACCAUUUUUAUUUCUGGCAUUAAUAGCAACCGCACUGGGGUAAAAUCCUUUGAGUAUAAAGAUCUGAGAGCCUCUUGUGACCGCUCUUCCCUAACUCUACACGAGGAGUCACGGUGGGGAAAACCUUGUGGAUACAGUGAAUGUGAACACACUUUCAGCUUUCGUUCAUCCCUCACGCACCCCCUAAGUGUUCAUACUGGGGAGAAACCCUGUGAGUGUAAGAGAUGUGGGAAAGCCUUUUGCAAGUGGACUUAACUCGGUCAGUACCAGAGAACUCAUACUGGGGAGAAUGUAACUCCUGAGGAAAAUGUUUGCCAGAGGAAACCUCUUGCUCGGCAUCUGAGAAAUUAUACCAAAGAGAAACCCUGUAAGUGUCAUCGUUGUGAGAAAAUCUUCUGAAGCAGAUCAUCACUUACUGUCUUCUAAAGGGUCCUUUUGGAAGUUGACUCAGCUUGGACCUUACUCUACAAAUGAGAAUUUAAAAAGGAGAGGAAACUAGUGGUUAUUGUGCAGUUUCAAAACCUUCAGCUACAGCUCAGUGUUAGUAUGCGCUGAAAAGCAAUCAUGGACUAUUUUUAAAAAAGAGAAAAGGCAUAAGGGAGGAGGAAGAAAAGAAGUCGAUGUAACAGAAAAAGGAAUGCAUUCAUGGUUUCUUUCAGGUUUCCCUACAAACCCAUGACAAUUUGUUUUCAGUUGUUUUUGUUUGGGGUGGCAGGUGGGAGCAAAGGGGCCUCAUCCCUUCACCUGACUUAAUAUACAUUCACUGCCAUUCUGUGACAGGAGAGCUGGAUACUUGACAGCAUCUAAACAAAUAUUUAUCGAAAUCCUUCUUUGUUAAAAAACAGACUCAACUAGUAAGGGUCAUUUAGUCUUUGUGAUAAAUGUGAAGUCAUAAUUUAUGAAGCAUUUAAAAGAAAUUAGAACACUAAAAAUAUUGUCACCUAAAAUUAUUUCAUAUGUAAGGGGCUAAGGACAUAUAUAUGAAUGGGUACAUUUUCUGCACCAUUUAAGACCAUUUAGUUAAGGCUUCAGUUAUUUAUUCACUUAUUUAUUCUUCAUUGAGAUAUAAUUGACAUAUAAAAUCAUGUGAGUUUAAGGUGUACAACAUUGAUUUGAUGAAUUUAUAUUGCAAUAUGAUUGCCAUUGUAGCAUUAACUCCUAUAUCCUAGUGGUAUCCUGUGUUCCUAGUGGUAGGAACAGUUAAGAUCUAGUCUCUUGCCAAGUUUCAUGUUUUUAAUAUAGUUUUGUUCCUUGCAAUCCCUUUACUGUGUCUUAGAUCUUCAGGAUUUAUUUAUAUACUAGUUGCAAGUAUGUACCCUUAAACAACAUCCCCCCACCCAAGCCUUUGGUAACCAUCAUUCCACUCUCAUUUGAGUUCAGUUCUAUUCCACAUAUAAAAAUAUAUAGUAUUUGUCUUUCUGUGUUUGACUUAUCUCACUUAGCAUAAUGUCCUUAAGGGCCAUCCUUAUUGUCGUAAAUGACAGCAUUUCCUUUUUUCUCAGAGCAUCUCAAAGGACUGAAUAAUAUUCCGUUGUAUAUAUGCCACAUCUUCUUUAUCCUUUGAUGGACACUUAAGUUGUUACCAUAUCUUGUCUCUUGCGUACAAUGCUACAAUAAACAUGAGAGUGCAGA